Messenger RNA from Rotaria socialis, 474 nucleotides. The record is from the annotation of a GenBank genome assembly. Lineage: Eukaryota; Metazoa; Rotifera; Eurotatoria; Philodinida; Philodinidae.
AUGGGAUUUGGUUAUCGAAUAUUUAGUAGUAUGACACCAUAUACAACAGGAAAUCAAUCGCUGCCAAUCUAUGUCGUUCUUGCUAAUUUUAAUCACGACCCUUAUCUAGACGUUGUUGUUGCUAGCACAAGUUCUGACACUGUAGGUAUUUUUCUAGGAUACGGCGAUGGAACAUUUGCCAGCAUUACAACCGAUUCCACUGGAAUCAGCUCUCAAACACAAGUGAUUGCCAUUAGUGAUUUCAAUAAUGACAAUCGAUCAGAUAUUGUCGUUGCCAACUAUGGUUCGAAUGGAAUAAGAAUAUUUGUCGGCCAUGAAAAUAAAAUUUUCCUCAAAUAUCAAUCAUGCUCAACUGGUUAUGGCUCUCGCCCACGUUCAGCCGCAGUCAGAUAUUUCAAUCACAAUGAUUGGAUCGAUCUAGCAGCAGCUAACAGCGGCUAUGACAACGUCGACAUUAUUGUGCAAACUUGCUAG